GGUGAGGGAGCAGGGGUGCCAAGGAGCUUCUCCUUGUCCGAUGGCACCCUCUCCAUCACCUCCCGAGUCCUACUGCUCCCGUUUUACCGAUGAGGAAACUGAGGCAAGGUCAGGUGGCCUGUCAGAAACCUCACGGGGCUGGCAGAGGGAUUCCAUCACAACUGUGCCUGAGUCUGGACGUCCGGGGGACACGGGAUCAGCGCACACCGCCCCACUCCACCCGGCUCCAGCACCCACCGCCCCGCCCCGCGUCCGCAGCCCCAGCCCCGCGAGUCCCUGCCCCGGAGGCGUUCCACCGCCCCCCAGGAAGCCCUGAGCCCCUGAAGGCGGCUGGGCAGUUCCUGGGGACCGGGCGGGUGGACCGCGCCAGCUAGGGAGACGCCGGCAGGACGAGGAGCGGCUCGGCCCGGGGUGGCCACACAGGCUGGGCUAACCCGAGGGGCCUGUUGGGGCAACCUCCCACUAGGGCCACACGGGCAUCCCACAGUCCAGCUUCGCAGCUGCUGCCCUCCAGCUGGACACCUGGACUCGCCUGAGGGCACUGGCAUGGAGCCUGAGAACAGCCCCCUGACCACACACGUGCUCGAUACUGCGUCAGGGCUCCCAGCCCGCGGCCUGCGCCUCCACUUGUCUCGGCUUGAGGACCUCAGCCAGCAGUGGACAGAACUGAAGAAAAGGCAGUGUAGCAGUGUCCCUACAAUUGCCCCACUACCUGCUCAGCCACGUCUGACCCGUGGGGGUCAGACCCAGGAAGGCCGAGGGAAGCUGGCUCUGCAUCUGAUCUCAGCAGCCCAUCCUCUCCCCAGCUACACAGACCUGGACGGCCGCUGCCCUGGGCUCCUGAGGCCAGGCCAGAUGAAGCCUGGCACCUAUAAGCUGUCCUUCGAAACCCAGGGCUACUGGAAGGAGAGGGGGCAGGAGAGCUUCUAUCCAUACAUAGAGGUUGUCUUCACCAUCACAAAGGAGACCCAGAAGUUCCAUGUGCCUCUGCUGCUGAGCCCGUGGUCCUACACCACCUACAGAGGGAGCUAGAGCCCAGCCUGGCUGGAGGAGCUAUUUACCUAUCCUUGCUCUGGCUAGGCUGCCUGCCCAGCCACACUCAGUGGUCACCCACUUCCUUGGGGAGGUUCUGGCCCCCCUCUGGAGUUUCUCAGUGGGCAGCUGUGACUUGGGUCAAUAAAAUCAGUGCUACAUCUGCAGAGCUA
Messenger RNA from Marmota monax (woodchuck), 1205 nucleotides. Its product is annotated as 5-hydroxyisourate hydrolase. NCBI's taxonomy places the organism in Eukaryota, Metazoa, Chordata, Mammalia, Rodentia, Sciuridae. Gene Ontology annotation, molecular function: hydroxyisourate hydrolase activity. Bases 547 to 1032 code for a protein of 161 amino acids. The record is from RefSeq and is a predicted model, not a curated record. The transcript is spliced from 4 exons. Gene Ontology annotation, biological process: purine nucleobase metabolic process.